Molecule: messenger RNA, 3783 nt
Organism: Papaver somniferum (opium poppy)
Lineage: Eukaryota; Viridiplantae; Streptophyta; Magnoliopsida; Ranunculales; Papaveraceae
Product: WD repeat-containing protein 44-like
Exons: 7
Coding region: 491-3199 (902 amino acids)
Molecular function (GO): protein binding
Source: RefSeq, a predicted model, not a curated record
GAAAAAACACACACACAGAAGAACAGGAAAGAGUAGUUACUAAGGAAGUGUUUGUUUUUCCGUUUAAUUAAAACACAAGUAAAAUAAAAAUAAAAAUAAGUAGAUCUAUAGUACAUUACUGUGUUGUAUACUAAACAGAAAAAAACGAAAACCCAAAAAACAAAAUCAAAUUUAACAACCACCAAAAACAAACAUCAAAACCUUCAACUACACACUUUCUUCUUCUUCUCUUCUCUUUUCCUACAUAGGGUUUCGUUCUUGUCUUUCUCUCUCUAAGAAAAAACCCUCGAACAUCAUCGGAUCACAUAAAACAACAACUUCAUUAUCGAAAACCACUUCAUUGUCCGAUCUGAUAAAAAUCUUUUUUUUUUCCAUUCGCCAUUCUCGAUUAUCAUCAUAUCUCUGUCUGUCUUAAUCUCUCGUUACAGAGAGAUAGAGAUAGAUAGAGUUGAUUUUUUUUUUCGGUUUUAUUGAUUAUGUGUGAAGAAGAAUGAGUAGACAAAAAGGAGGACAAGAGGAGGAGGAAGAAGAAGAAGAAGAAGAGGAAUCAGAAGAAGAGUGUUUUUACGAAUCAUUAGAUAGAAUAGUUUCAUCUUCAUCAACUUGUACUUCAUCCUCUUCUUCAUCAGUUGUUGUUUCUGAAGACGAAGAAAAUGUUACUAACAAUAAAAAUCAACCUAUUAUUCCAAGAUUUCCAAUUUCACAUUACGAUGUUUGGAUUUCACAACCUACUUCUAUCGAAGAAAGACGCCAAAAAUUACUACAUGAUAUGGGUCUUGCUUCUGGUUCUUCUCCAGACAUUGAUUACGGAAGAUCUAUUUCAUCCGAUCAAUUACAACAAGGACGAGUCAACUCAUCAACAUCAACGUCUAAUUGUGCAGUAGCUCGAUCUAAAUCAGACGGUGCGGAUUGUAGGGACUCAUCGCCUUGUGAUCACUGCAGUAAUUCUUCUAUUCCUUCUGCUUCUUCUAAUUCCAUUCAAUCUCAGUCUAAUAACAAUGGUAAUUCUGUUGUAGAUAAUAAAAAACUAUUACUAUCCAAAUCACGAAGAAGAAGCAAUGAAAGCAUUGGUGGUGGAUCACCCACUGCUAAUGCUGUUUCUUCUCUUAGUAAGCCUCCUAGUGGUAAGUUGUCUAGGAAAGUGGAUGAUAUGAAUUCAAAUUUGGAUGACGUUGCCCGUGGUGGGGAGCAAUUAGAUGAGAAAUUGAAUACAAAUGGAAAUGUUAAGGACCGGGAAGUAGAGGAACUUGACCCUUCUUGUAUGAUUAAGAAUUUGGACACGGGAACGGAGUUUGUUGUGAAUGAGGUUAGAGAAGAUGGAUUGUGUGACAAAGUUAGGGAAGUUGGAACUGAUAGACAACUUACAUUGGAGGAGUUUGAAAGGUUUGUUGGGCACUCUCCGAUAGUUCAAGAAUUGAUGAGAAGACAAAAUGUUGAAGAAUUUGAUGAUGGCAAGGAUGAUUUGGAUAUGCAUAAAGAUGGAGAUGGUAAUCCUGGAUUGAAAACAAAGAAAAAAGGAAGUUGGUUUAAAAGUAUAAAAAAGAACGUUGCGAGUGUAGUGACUGGUCAGCGGGAGAAGAAGAGCAGUGAUGAAAGGGAUACUUCUUCGGAGAAGGGUGGGAGGAGGUCAAGCUCUGCAACGGACGAAAGUCAGGAUGGAUCCUUUCAUGGACCUGAGAGAGUUCGUGUUCGUCAGUAUGGUAAAUCAUUUAAAGAUCUAACGGCACUGUUCAAAAGUCAAGAGAUACAAGCUCAUGGUGGAUCUGUAUGGAGUAUCAAAUUUAGCUUGGAUGGUCGGUAUCUUGCAAGUGCGGGCGAGGAUUGUGUAAUUCAUGUAUGGCAGGUGGUUGAGUCAGAAAGGAAAGGUGAUUUUUAUGAGAAGUUGGAAGAUGGGAUUCCAUACAACUGUUUACCCAGUGGUUCUCCUGAACCUGCACUGUUGUUGUCUAAUAUGGAAAACAAUUCUGAGAAGAAAAGAAGAGGUAGGAAGUCUAUUAGUCGAAAAUCUAUUAGCUUGGACCAAGUAAAGGUUCCAGAGAGUGUAUUUGCGCUUUCAGAAAAGCCCAUCUGCUCUUUCCGUGGUCAUCUUGAUGAUGUACUUGACCUAUCAUGGUCCAAGUCUCAGCUUUUACUUUCUUCCUCAAUGGACAAAACAGUUAGGUUGUGGCACAUGGCUAGCAAUUCUUGCUUAAAAAUUUUCUCGCACAGUGAUUAUGUCACUUGCAUCCAGUUCAAUCCCGUCGAUGAUAGAUAUUUCAUUAGUGGAUCACUAGAUGCUAAGGUCCGCAUAUGGAGCAUUCCAGAUCGCCAAGUUGUGGACUGGAAUGAUCUAAAUGAGAUGGUGACUGCAGCUUGCUACACACCUGAUGGCCAGGGUGCGUUAGUAGGUUCAUACAAGGGGAACUGUCGUUUGUAUGAUACAUCCGAAAAUAAGCUACAUCCGAAGAGUCAAAUCAAUCUGCAAAAUAAGAAAAAGAAAUCUCAUCACAGGAAGAUCACUGGCUUUCAGUUUGCCCCAGGGAGCUCCACAGAAGUGCUUGUUACAUCUGCAGAUUCACGUAUCCGGGUCAUUGAUGGUGCUGAUCUUGUUCACAAAUUCAAAGGUUUCCGCAACUCGAGUAGUCAAAUAUCAGCAUCUGUGACAGCUAAUGGGAAGUAUGUGGUCAGUGCUAGCGAGAACUCAAAUGUAUAUGUGUGGAAACAUGAAGGUGAAUCUCGGCCAAGCAGAACUAAGGGUGUAACUGUUACCCAGUCUUACGAACAUUUUCAUUGUCAAGAUGUAUCAGUAGCCAUUCCCUGGACUGGUCUAGUUGGCACAAAUGGCCCUGAAGAUGAGAAUAGUGGGUCCCUCAGUUUACUGAGCACCGAGUCCUCUGUGAACAACCACUCUACACCUGCUUUGGUACAUGAGGCUAACAAUAAAAGGGAAAGCUCACCAUCACUCUACGGACGCACCAACAGCCCCUGUCAUGGUACGAUCGCCAGUGUAAGCAAUAGUUACUUCUUUGACAAGUUCUCAGCAACAUGGCCAGAGGAAAAAUUGGUAUCUGCUGCUAAGAAAAGAAGCCCUAACGUGAGUACAGAUUUCUCCACUAUUUUAAAGCAAGGUAGGUCAGCUUGGGGUAUGGUUAUUGUAACUGCAGGCCUCAGAGGAGAAAUAAGAACAUUCCAAAACUUUGGGUUGCCUGUUAGGAUUUAAGUGACUAGCCAGCCAUACAUUCAUGUAUGGUAGCCUCAACUGCAGUCCCAAUUUGGACUUCGGAUUGUCGGCAGAUUGCUAAAAGAAGUUUGUGUAUAGAGAGAUAAUACAUGGUGACUGAGAAGUGAGGAUUGUAAUAUGCAAGUUUGGAACCCCUCGUUCAACGCUUCUUUUCUCGUGGACAGGUUUGUCACAGACAAGUAUCUGGCCGGAUCUGCGCUCAAUUGUGAAGUUUUAAGAGUGAAGAGCGUCACAGUUUCAGUAGUAAAAGAUUCAGAGGUGCAUGCAUUGUUAUACAAAGAUGAAUCUAUCCGACAGAGAAGCUGAGAGGGGAAUUAUUGAGUUUAUCAGAUUUUUCUCAACACCAAGGGGUUAUGUUGAUUCCAUUUGUUACAUGUAAGUAUAGAAGUUCUUUGUUCAAAGUUUCAAAUACACACAGCAACUAAAGAAGAAAAAAAGGUCAUUAUACCAUUCAUCUAUUCCACUAAGUAAAAAAAGGAAAAGGGUGAUAAAUUAAUGUUUUUUUUUACAUCAGAAAUUUUCAGUAUAAUUUUUUUGAAUAUAGUGAAUCAUUUGUCAGAAAA